This is a messenger RNA of Plasmodium gonderi, 3546 nucleotides long. RefSeq lists its product as hypothetical. The transcript has a single exon. The record is from RefSeq and is a predicted model, not a curated record. Lineage: Eukaryota; Apicomplexa; Aconoidasida; Haemosporida; Plasmodiidae. Bases 1 to 3546 code for a protein of 1181 amino acids.
AUGCUAAAAGGGAACAGAAUCCACGACGAUAUCAGUGAUGACGAUUUUGUUAGUGAGAAGCAAAUUUUUCAAGGAUCUAAUAAAACCAUCUUGACUCUUGAAUCUAUUCAUGUCGUUAAAGGUAUUGACAAACAUGUUAAGAAGAGAAUAGAAGAAGGAAAAGUAUAUCUGAGUGAUAUAAGUCCUGUGAAGAAUGCAGAAAUUGAAGAAGCAUUUUUAAAAAGUUUAUGUGACAAUGCUUCGAAAAAUAAUAUCAUUAGUAAAAAAAAGUAUUAUAGUGGUAAAUUCACUAAAGAUUUGAAUAUAAAGAUAGAAGAAAAUUACAAAUGUUUUAGUAUAGACAACAACAAGUCCUAUAUUGAUAGUGGAGGAGGGCAUAGCGCGCGUGGUUCUCAUAGUGACCCAGGUGAUACAGGUGACUUUGGUGGUACUCAUAACCUCCAUAGAGAUGCAUAUCACUUCAAAACAUUCAGUGACAAUGAAAAAAUUAGGAGCAAUGAGGUAGAUAUGCGGAGGAAAAAAGUACAACAAGAGAGUGAACCUAUAGUACUCGAAAAAAAGAAAGACAAUGAGGAUAAAGAGAAAGGAGAAAGGGAUAAAGAUAUGAGGAAUGAAAUGGGGGAUGAAAAGGAUGAAGAAGAGGAAGAAUCAGAGAUGCCUUUUUAUGACCGAAUUAACUCCUUUGUUCAUAAUAAUUUAAAACAGAACUUAUUCGAAAAGUUCUCAUUCAAUGAUUUCCCAGAAGUUUUAGAAAGAGAAACAAUUGAUUAUAUAAAAAAAAAAGAAAGAAAAUUACAAAAAAAGAGAUUAAACGCAAAUUUGGAAGCGUUAAGAUUGCAGUACAUACCAAUAAAUAAUGACAAAUUUGUAAAUAUCCCAACAGUAAUUAAAGAAAACAUUUUAGCUCUAUUUGCAUGUAUCAUAAUAAAACAUAUAGACUCAUUUGACGAUAUACAAGUUCAAAACCAUUUAGAUGAGUUAUCGAAAAAUUUUCUUAAACAAAUGUCAGAUUUACUUGUUAUAGAUCCAUUAGCAUACAAAUGCAUAAUCAAGCCAUUAGAACAAAGAGAAUUAAUAAGAGAUAUCACAGGAGAUAAAAAAAUAUAUCAGUUAUAUGAAAAACCAUUUGUUGAUAAUUUGUUAAUACAAAUACAAGACCUUCAACCAAGUAUUGAUUUAAAAUUCCAAAAAGUUGUAGAAGAAUUGAACAAUGAAAUGGAUUUCUGGCAAAAUGAUAAUAUUAUAGACGAACAUAAUAAUGAAACAUUUAGUGAUAUAGAAAAGGAUAUUUCUUAUAGCGGACCUAGACGUUACAGUAAUAGUAGCAACCUUUUUGAUGAUGAGGAGGAGGAGGAAGAAGAAAAUGAAGAUAUUAGAAACGAUGCUAAAAAUUUAUCCUCCAUUCGUGGUAGUUUUAUUCAGAGAGAAAUUGAUGAAUCAUAUAAUGGGGAGGCUAUAAAUGAUUAUUUCUCAUGUGGAGAAAAUAAUCCUACAUGGAGUUCUAAUAAGAAUAGAACUAUUCAUCAAUACACAUCAAAUGUCACUUGCUCAACUGCACAAGCAGGAAGUAUCUCUAUUAAUGAUGGACCCAAAGCAGGGAAGAACCAUCAAAAUUAUUUAGGAAAACACAAUAAUAAAAAAAUAAACAAGAUAAAUCCACAAUAUAAUGAAAAGAGAAGCUCUUCAGAAUGUCAUAAUAACAGUCCAAUAAUGCAUGAACAAAGUCAUAAUAAACUUUUUAAUUCAGAUAAUUGCAAUUUCCCGGAAAACCUUGAUCUACCUAACCCUGAUGAUAGACCCAUCCACCCAUAUGAUAAUGAAACAAAAGAUGAUGAGAACAUGUCUUAUGAUCAUCCACUUGGGAAACUACCUAAUGAGGCAAAUAAAGCUGCUCAUGAAAUCUGUCACACAACAACAAAAAACCAUCCCAGGGAGGAGAUAUCCAUUGAUAAUGAUCUUCUGGUUCAUGGCCAAGAAGAAACUCAUGAAAGUUCCAGUAGUAGUGAUAACACAAAAGAAUACAAGAGUGUAAAAAAUUCGAUUGAACCAAACAAGAAAAAUGAAACAGGGUCAGAAAUUCCAUGUGAACAAUUAAAAGAGACAGAAUGGAAACAAAUUAGUAGAAGUAGCUCAAACUUUGAAAAAAAUGUUACGUCAAAAAAAAAUGAAUCCGAUAGAAAGGAUGAGAAAAAUGUAGGUGUAAAUAUACAGGCUAGAAUAAAAACAAGUAUUAACCGCUCAGAUACUUUUGAAGGUGAAAGUGAUUAUGAUGAGAUCGAUAUUGAUAAACAUUUGAAUCAUGGUGUACCAACAAGAGGUCCAGAAGUAAAAUCAGUCCUUCUAAGAGAUUUAAUCACAACAUAUAUCAUGACAGGAAAUAAUAAUGCGAGGAUACAAUUGUAUUUUCAAAAGUUUGCAAGAUGCUUAAAAAUUAAUGAAUUAUUAAUAUUAAGAAUAGAAGAAAAUUUGGCCGCAGAUUUGAUAAGUGCAUUACAAGCAUCUACCAACGAAACUUCAAAAAGAAAAAAAAUAAGAAGAAUUAAAAUUGCAGCGGCUGCUUUAGGUGGCGGAGCUUUAAUAGCUUUUACUGCAGGGUUAGCUGCACCUGGUAUUAUAGCAGGAUUAACAGCCUUGGGUGCAGGUGGUAGUAGUCUUACAGCUUUUCUUGCUUCAGCUAGUGGUUUGGCAUUUAUUGUUUCACUUUUUGGUGCAGGAGGAGCAGGAUUGACAGGCUACAAAUAUAGCAGAAGAAUAGCAAAUAUAAGAACAUUUGAAUUUAUUAUGUUAAAUGGAACUAUCUCCAAAUCGUUAAGUGUAUGUGUAUGUGUUAGUGGGGAAAUAAAAACUGAUGAUGAUAUAACGAAUCCAUGGAUAGAUGUAUUUCCAAAUUGUUAUUGUGAUUUAUAUGCAUUAAAAUGGGAAAACCAUUUAUUAAAAACCUUAGGUUCAUUAAUUGAAACCAUGCUUUCUCAAGAAUUUGCUAUAACAGCUAGUAGGAUAUGGUUACAGUAUACUAUAGCAAGUACUCUAAGUGCUGCUUUAACGUGGCCAUUAGCAUUAAUUAAAUAUGCUUCAAGUUUGGAUAAUGUAUAUUUACUUAUAAGAGAGAGAGCGCAACAAGCUGGGAGAAUAUUAGCAGAUGCACUGAGUGAUAGAAACACUGUAGGUCAAAGACCUGUUAUUCUUGUUGGCUAUUCGGUUGGGGCACGCGUUAUUUUUUAUUGCUUGAAAUAUUUGCAUGCAAAAAAGCUGUACAAUAUUGUCAGUAAUGCCAUAUUUAUAGGUCUACCUGCAACUACGAGCACAAGAGUGUGGGAGAAAAUUAGGAUGGUUGUGACGAAUCGUGUGAUUAAUGUAUAUUCAAAAAAUGAUUGGCUUCUAGGUUUCUUGUAUAGAUAUAUGGAAUGGAAAUUAAGUGUCGCUGGGCUUAUUGCUGUGAACGUACCAAAUGUCGAAAAUUAUGACGCCAGUGGAAUUAUACUCAGCCAUUUGGAUUACAAGAGAAAGUUAAAGGACAUUUUUAAUUUGAUAAACUUCGACAUGUGA